Bursaphelenchus okinawaensis is the source of this 1430-nucleotide messenger RNA. Lineage: Eukaryota; Metazoa; Nematoda; Chromadorea; Rhabditida; Aphelenchoididae. The record is from the annotation of a GenBank genome assembly.
AUGCUAGUACAAUGUAUGUUGUGUGCAAAACAAGGUACGGGUAGUAGUUCCGGCUACCUGUACUUGAGAUCUACAGUAUCCGACCGUUACAAGGUAUUCCUCGACUUCUUCAACCUCUCGACCUGGUUGAUUCCCCGAGCAUACAUACCCAAACUGUCACCGAAUAUGGUCAAAACAUUGUUCGAACACUCAAACCUAAACCAGUACAACUACUCGUCUAGAUGAAGAAUCUACUAUAAUAUUGGGUAACAUGUUGUGGGUAUAUUAUGUUGAAGGUAUAGCUGCUAGUUAUUCAUGUCUAUACUAACUACUUGAAUAUGUUGUGUAGUGCAUAUGUGUACAAGUAUUGUAGAAUAAACGUUCGAAAUAAAGUUUUAUAACUUAAUUGAAAAACAAAAAUUGACAGUUAAUAAGAAUGGAAGUUGGUGGAAGAUUUGUAAUGUAUUUUGCACUGAAAAUCUUCCUGGAGGACUUUCCAACAUCUUCUCGGUUCCAUUGGCGGGCGAUCUCCUUUGGUCAGAUUCAAAACAUAUCAAUACUGAUUUCGAGCCGAAUACCAUCCGAGGUGUCAGUGUUUGUUUCAGUGAGAAGGCUGUUCAGGAUACGUGCAAAAGGCUGAACUUGGACUUUAUUAUACUAGCUCAUCAGGUAUGGUAGUUUACAGUAGGUAGGGGGAGGUAGUGUAGGGUACGGUAAGAAAGUGUAUGUUUUGAUACAUAAUAGAACAUUUUUUAGGUUAUGUACAAUGGCUACUCGUUUUUCGCAGGCGUGAAGAUGAUUACAGUGUUCUCGUGCCCACGUUGUGCUUUGGUAAGUUUUUUUUAUUUGCACGGUGCAGUCAUUUUGUAAAUAUUGUUAUUCUUUCUGAUGCUAUCGAAGUAAAAAUUGUUUUAGUAGCUUUUUAUGACACCAGGGCAAAAGUUAUGGCAACAUUUGUUACCUAAAAAUACUAUCAACCACACAGUGCAAAAAAAGUUGGAAUCCUGCACGGUGCAAUUGGGAUUUUACCUUUUUGGUUUUAAAUAUGGCUAAAAUACGGUUUUCAAUAAAAAACAUGGAAAACUUUCUUUACAAAUCAAAAAAUGGCAAGAACUUUGUUUACAAAACUAAAAACUAACCAUUUUCAGGACAGUAAGGCAGCAGUGAUGGUGAUAACCAAGAAGAAAGAGAUGGGAUUCGCAUUCCUCGGCCCAAAUAAAAGCGACAAGCUCAGUACUGAUAAGGAAUUUAAAGAAAAGUUUGGUUAUCUGGACAAACUUCAGCAAGCCGAAGACAUUGGAGGACCUCCGAAUCCGGAUCGGUCCGAAGACACGAAGGGCAAUGAUUCCAAUUCAGCCUCGUUAAACGACUCCCCUAAGCCUAAGGAAGUGAAGAAGGAAGUAAAGCCGACCAAAAAGGCUAAACACAAAAGUGGCAAAUUGGGCAAAUGA